CUAAAAUGGAAAAACAAAUCAACGUAGAGAGUAGUGCUACUCACCAUCAGGAAGACAAUAAUGCUUCCGCAAUAACAACCUCCACCGUCGCCGCCGUCAAUUCGUCGGAAUCUUGGUCUUCUAAAAGAUAUUUAGUGCAAGACACUGAAGCCGGUGGAAAACGGCGGAAGAGAAACGGUGGCAAUGGUAAUAAGAAUCCGACUUAUAGAGGAGUAAGGAAGAGGAGCUGGGGGAAAUGGGUGUCGGAGAUUAGAGAACCAAAGAAGAAAUCGAGAAUCUGGCUUGGGACUUAUCCAACGGCUGAGAUGGCAGCUCGAGCUCAUGACGUUGCGGCUUUAGCUAUUAAAGGCAACUCCGGUUAUCUAAACUUCCCGGAACUGUCCGGUUUGCUUCCUCGUCCGGUUAGCUGCUCUCCAAAGGAUAUACAAGCCGCAGCUGCCAAAGCCGCAGAAGUCAUGUGGCAAGAACCGGUUAUAGAUGAGAAAUUUGCCAAUGAGCGAAGUCAUUCCCAGUUGUCUACAGCUCAGUCUUCUACUUCCAGCAGUUUUGUGUUUUCUUCAGACACGAUAGAUACUUUGAGUACGGACAAGGAAAGCAACGAAGAGACGGUGUUUGAUUUGCCGGAUCUUUUCAUGGAAGGAUUUUUAAACCACGACGACUCGUUUGGCUACUACGAGAGCACGACUACUUGGCAGCUUUACGGAGAGGAUGUAGGGUUCGCCUGGCUAGAUGACUAAAGUACCCUACCGUUCUUUACGUACGUACGUAUAGUUCCAUGCAUGCAUUAUGGUUUAAACUGAUUUUUACUAUCUUUUUGUUAAUUAUUACGUUUAUGUUGUUAAUUACUUUUUU
Brassica oleracea var. oleracea is the source of this 852-nucleotide messenger RNA. Its product is annotated as ethylene-responsive transcription factor ERF035-like. Gene Ontology annotation, biological process: regulation of DNA-templated transcription. Lineage: Eukaryota; Viridiplantae; Streptophyta; Magnoliopsida; Brassicales; Brassicaceae. Bases 6 to 737 code for a protein of 243 amino acids. The record is from RefSeq and is a predicted model, not a curated record. The transcript has a single exon. Gene Ontology annotation, molecular function: DNA-binding transcription factor activity; DNA binding.